AUGUCUAACCCGCCCAGCCCCUCCCUUGAUCAACUUCUUGGAACUCCCCCACCUCCCGGGUUGGGACUGGACAGUAUCCAGGCCAUGAGGUGGGGGGCCAAACAUCCUCCAAAAGACCCGCAGGCCUCAUUUGCAGGCAAAGUAGUCAUGAUCUCCGGCGCCAACUCUGGAAUAGGGUAUCAUGCCGCUGAAAAGUUUGCCAAGCUAGGUGCAUCCAAGGUGAUCUUGGCUGUCCGAACACCAGCCAAGGGCAACAUGGCCAAGGAGCAGAUCGAGGCAGCAAUGGGAUGCAGCGAGAAGUCGAACGGCAUCGUUGUCAUGCAGUUGGACAUGGAUGAUUUUCAAUCUGUCAAGCAAUUUGCCACCAAGUUGGAGGAGGAAGUCGCCGUCGACGGACUGGAUGUCGCUAUUUUGAAUGCCGGCAUUUUGGCGCCGAACUAUACGGCGAUUGAAUCGACAGGCUGGGAAUCGACACUACAAGUCAAUGUCCUCUCAACGGCUUUGCUCGCUAUUCGCCUCAUGCCUCUACUGAAACGGGCCGCCGAGAGAAACGGUCAGCCGUCUCAACUGACGAUGACAAGCAGCGCGGGAUCUCUUUCAGUAACUCCCGCGGAUAUACCCACGGAUGUGCCGAGCAUACUACAGGCCUUAAACGAGCCCGGGUCGUUCGGCUUAAGAUCGACAUACGUCAUCUCAAAACUACUGGUUUUGUACAUCAUGCGCGGUCUUGUUGACGAUUAUUCCGAGCCUGUACCUCCCAAUGAGUCGAUGUGCGGGAAUACACACCCGCCGAUCUCUGUGGCCGUCAAUGUGAUCUGUCCUGGAUAUACAGUCACAAAUAUUGGCCGAGGGGCUCCCUACUACAUAACUGUGAUGAACAAGCUGUUGCAGCUGUAUGGGGGGAGAUCAGCAGAGCAGGGGAGUCGAUCAUUGGUGAGUGCGGCACUACUGGGGGUACAUGGACACGGGAAAUUUUGGUCCCAUGACACAUUUGUUGACCAAGGAUACAUGGUCACCAGUGAGGAGGGCCAGAAGCUGCAAGCUCGGAUAUGGAAGGAAAUCCACGGUGUUUGCAUGAAAGAACUCGAAUGA
Molecule: messenger RNA, 1092 nt
Organism: Aspergillus clavatus NRRL 1
Lineage: Eukaryota; Fungi; Ascomycota; Eurotiomycetes; Eurotiales; Aspergillaceae
Exons: 2
Coding region: 1-1092 (363 amino acids)
Source: RefSeq, a predicted model, not a curated record